Messenger RNA from Pollicipes pollicipes, 3098 nucleotides. RefSeq names its product zinc transporter 2. The coding region runs from base 329 to 1480 and encodes 383 amino acids. The transcript has 9 exons. Gene Ontology annotation, molecular function: zinc ion transmembrane transporter activity. NCBI's taxonomy places the organism in Eukaryota, Metazoa, Arthropoda, Thecostraca, Pollicipedomorpha, Pollicipedidae. The record is from RefSeq and is a predicted model, not a curated record. Gene Ontology annotation, biological process: zinc ion transmembrane transport; response to zinc ion. Gene Ontology annotation, cellular component: plasma membrane.
GUGUCGCCUCCAGAAGGGGAACACCUGCUGCUCUGAGGCCGACCGGCGCAGCGUUGGGGGAACGCCAGCGGCUGAGUCAGCGGAUCGGUCCUGCGCUAAGGCGAGGGGCUGAGUAACUAGGCACGGGCGCUGUGGAGAGGCGCACGUCCGUGAAGAGCAGGCGGGGACGGCGUGGGGAAGUUUGUGACGGCACAGAAAGCUGGACAGCAGAUCUCAGCCUGGGGUUGCUGGGCCUCUCUGACCAGGACCUUCUGUAGGCGAUCCCGCAGUCGUAGGUCGCGUGCAAGCGACUCCUCGUGCCAGAACCGUGCGUGGGCAACUUGGCAAGAUGGGAGUCGGUGAGAAGGGUCCCCUGCUGUCUUCCAGCCGGAAGCCCGGCUAUGGAGCCGGCGAUACCGGCAACGGCAUCUCCUACCAAGAGAGCUUCGUCUUGCCGGUGGAUGCUGACGCCAGCUCGGACUGCUGGCCGUGGUGCCGGCCCCGUCUCGGUGAUAAAGGCAGCAAUGUUCCAGAAGAUCACUGCCACAGACAGCGGGAUGUCGGCCUCAACCGCAAGGCCACCAAGCAGCUGCUGAUCGCCACCAGCCUCUGCUUCUGCUUCAUGAUCACCGAGGCCGUGGGCGGGUACAUCUCCAACAGCAUCGCCGUGCUGACGGACGCGGCGCAUCUCUGCACCGACCUGUUCGCCUUCAUCGUGUCGCUCAGCGCUCUGGCCGUGGCUGCGCGCGCUCCCAGCGUCCGCAUGAGCUUCGGCUGGAAGCGUGCAGAGGUGAUGGGCGCCAUGAUUUCGGUUCUGCUUAUCUGGGUGAUCACGGCCGUCCUGGUCCAACUGGCCGUCAACCGGCUGCUGAAUCCCAACUACCAGAUCAACGCGCCCGUCAUGGUCGGCACCAGCGUGGCCGGCAUCGUCAUCAACAUCAUCAUGGGCUGCGCGCUGAACCAGGACUCGGUGGGAUCUGACGAGAACGUCAACAUCAACGUGCGCGCCGCCUUCAUCCACGUGCUGGGUGACCUCAUCCAGUCAAUUGGGGUCUUCGUGGCUGCCAUCAUCAUCUACAUCCGGCCGGACUGGAUCAUUGCCGACCCCAUCUGCACCUUUAUCUUCUCCGUGAUCGUCUUCGCCACUACGCUGGGCGUACUGAAGGACACCGUGCGGGUUCUGCUGGCCGCGACGCCGUCGGAGCUGGACCUGUCCGAGAUCACAUCCAGCCUGCUCAGCAUCCCCCAAGUGGUCGGCAUCCACGGCCUGCAUGCCUGGGCGCUCAGCAUGGACUCCAAUGCUGUCAUGGUCCAUGUGGAAGUCAAAUACCAGGACGACCACGGAAAGGUGGUCGAACGGGCCACCGACAUGCUCAGGAACAAGUUCAAAUUUUACGAGAUCUGCGUACAAGUUGAGCCAUACAAGGUCGGCAUGGACAGCUGCGACAUCUGCAACGAAAACAAGGGCCUUGUGACGCGCUCGGGCUUCACCGCCAUCUGAAGCUGCCAAGCCGGGGCCUGCACUGUGUCUGCACCAGGGCAGAGAUGCCUUCCGCCACGGAUCUUCUAGAUAUCUCCGCCUCAUCCAUGCCGCAGGGCACUGGAGCGCUCUUGUUUGAAGCUGAACCGUUUCCGUUCGCGUGCCGUAUUUGGUAAGGGAUAACUGGUGAGAAUCCACCAAAUGUUAUUUCCCAUUCCAUAUAUCACCAAAUUCCCACGUUAAAGGAGAGCGGGGAAGCGCCGCAUGUGGCUAAACUGACGCCACCAGGGCAGGGAUGAGGAGGGGUGGAGGAGUGCGUGAGGUGUCUAUGUAUGGGUCGGCAGAGCAUAGUCGGCAGCAUAGUCUAGGUCGGCAGAGCAGGCAGGCGGGACGGAGAUGGCACAUCACCAAACGUCUGAAGUGGAAGAAGAGAACGAAAAGCAUUGGCGUGACGACGGGGUUGCAGAGAUUAGCUUGAGAGAGCGAGUAGCAGGAUAAAGACCGUUCAUUUUCCCCGUCCACGGUGCUUUACGCCCUGUUGAAUGCGGCAGAGUGCGAUCAUGGCUCUGGAAAAUAUUGGGUGCUUUUAACAGCUUGCUUUUCCACGUCAUAAUCCCUAGAUUUCCUUUGCGGAUAUUUCCCAGUGUUCUAUCGGGAUGCCAUGUCGCCACGAACGAUCGUGUAUGCCGUGCUCGUACUAUGUUGCCUGUGCAAUGUGUUCAGAGUCGAGUCAGUCGCAUGGGUGCACCGGUGUAGGGGAUUGAAUGGCGACCGCAUGGGUACACCGGUGUAGGGGAUUGAAUGGCGACGGGAAGCGCCAAGUGCAACGACUUUUAGGUCGACUCCAUUGUUAAUGCCAAUUAACCGUUAUACUCUGCUUGCAAUAUUACACAUUUUUACAUUAAUCUUGGAGACAUAUUUCCAUUGUGUCCGUAUGCAUGCUGCGGGGUUUCGAGGAAGACGCGUUAUAAUCAUGAUUCUAGAAACAGAAAGAAUGCAUCUUUCACGAGGAGCGUUGAGUGUCAGCGAUGUCAGUUGCAUGCUUAGAUUUUAGUGCAUCGACACCAGUAACUUUGUCUUGAAUGUGUAAGGUGUACGGCAGAAAAACAGCAUUUUGCCCGGGUGAUCCCAGCUAUGUUUAAAAUGGGAGUAGUGGAUCUUUCCACAACAAAGCUGUUGAUUUAUACUCCAGCGAGCUUUUGUAUGUGGAGUGGUGUGCCAUGACAUUUAUGAUGCGCUUGUUUGCGUGCUCAACGGUUUACCGUCAGGUUUCAAAUGUCGGCAGGAGGCAUAUAGUUCGGCAAAAAAUUGCUCGUUAUGAAGCAUGUGCUGCUAUUAAUGCGGUAGUCACGCGAUGCGUUCUGUUUCCAGGUGCAGCUUUUCCUCCUUCCCCUUGACGUGCAUGCCAGAAUGUAGACGUGAAAGCCUACCCAUGUAUGUUCCCUGUUCAGGAGUGAAAUCAAACGCUACUGAUUAAUUAUCAAUUGAGUUUGUCUCCAGCAGUAUUGGUGUGUAUGACUUGCAACGUCCGGAGCGUGAUGUGAUGUGAUGUGAUGUGAUGACGUGAUGACUCCAACGUGAUGACGCACCCCGGGUGUGUCGGGGACAUGUUCUGGACCAAAUAAACCACCGGAGAUGA